Messenger RNA from Penicillium cataractarum, 1182 nucleotides. RefSeq lists its product as uncharacterized. Lineage: Eukaryota; Fungi; Ascomycota; Eurotiomycetes; Eurotiales; Aspergillaceae. The record is from RefSeq and is a predicted model, not a curated record. The transcript is spliced from 4 exons. Bases 1 to 1182 code for a protein of 393 amino acids.
AUGUCUGGACUGGGAGGUGACUUCGGUCGCCAAUUCGAGCGCGAGACAUGGACGCUUUACAGUGUCGGCGUCUUGGGCGCUAUUCUUCGAUUUGUUGCCCGUGUUCGACGUCUGGGUAUUCGCAAUCUCCAAGUUGAUGAUUACCUUAUGAUGUUCGCCCUGGUCUGGUAUACAAUUCUGUGUGUUGCGCUCAACUCGGUAGCAACGGGUGGAGGAUCAAAUUUGAUGUCGGACGAGGAUAUAAAAAACUUGACGCCCACCACGCAUGCCGAGCGAGAGCGGGGCAGUAAAUGGGUGUUCGUCUCUGAGCAUGCCUUUAUCCUAUGUAUUUGGAGUUUGAAGGCCUGCAUGCUCGUCAUCUACUCCCGUAUCACUGAGGGUCUGAAGCAGCGAAAGUGGAUUAACUACAUCGCCGCCUAUGUUGCCCUUGGUUUUGUCGCUACCGAGUUGUCGCUUUUCCUCAUCUGCCGCCCAAUUACCAACUAUUGGGCUGUGCCUACACCAGACUAUCAAUGCUCGUCCUAUCAGUACUAUGAGAUCAUCCAAGGAUGUUUCUCCAUCUCCGCCGAUGUGUUCAUGUUGAUCGUCGCCAUUCCAAUGCUGGUGCAAGUCCGCGUGCCCACGAAGCAGAAGUUGAUCCUGUUGCUUCUGUUCGGUAUGGGCAUCUUCGUUAUCGUGGCGGCCGUCCUCAACAAGGUCUACUGUCUCGUUCCCGCCCUCAUUUCCUAUGUCUACAUGAACUGGUACUUCCGUGAAGCCACCGUUGCGAUUCUUGUCACCAACCUUCCGCUCGUUUGGUCCCUCCUCCGUGAUGUCUUCCCCGCUCUCAAGAGUUGGACUGGAGGAUCCAAGCGAGGCACCGACCGCUACAAGUCUGGCCCCUGGACCAGCAAGAAUUCUCGACCCUACGGACCACACAGUCAAUUACGCUCCGGCGACUUCGACAUGAACGACAUCCGACACAAUGCGACCGUGACCCCGCAGAAGGGUUCUGCUGCGGUUUCCGACGUGAGCCUCGGCGCUAGUGAGGAUCGAGAUAUGAGCAGCGAUGAUGGAUCCGCUCGCGCUCUGCGGAUCCGACAAGAUAUCACCGUCACCGUGCAGCAUGACUCCCGGCCAGCAGACUACCAGACCAGCACAGCGCAUGCCACUCGGGCUCCCCGAGAGCGUGAGGAGGUUUAG